GCUCUCUCGUUCUCCCUCUCUCUCUCUCUCUCGCACACUCUACCUCUCCGUUGUCUGUAGGUACACCCUCUGCUUGUGUGUGUGUGUCGGUGUGGUCGAAGCGUGUCCGUGUGCUCGUGCGGGCUGAAAGCAGGCGGAUCUCGGAUGUGUCUCGAAGCUCUUAAUCAAGGUUUUGCUGUUUUUUGGUGUCGUGCGAGGAGCCCUAGCUGGAGCAUCACCAUUCUGGAUAUAAUAUAAUAUCUGGAUAUAAAUCUACUUUCAUUAUCAAACCGGACGGGCAGAUCGUUUAAAGAGCAGGAAGGGAGGGGUUGGAUGGCUUUCGCUUGCAGACAUUCUAGGUGUUUUCUGCUCUGGGAUCGUGCACUGAGCGGAUAUUAAGCCGGGAAUGUGGAACCAGAAGGGGAGGAGUCUACAGCACGACUCCCUGUGAACCCGCCUCCAUCCGAAAAGAGCAGAGAAGCAUUUACUGCCCGUAACCGGUAGAAUGGUAGCUGGGGAAGUGAGUGGGCACAGCUUCCUGGUGGCAUGCUGGCAGCCCAUUCUGAUCUUGAUGCUGGGCACGGUGCUGUCUGGCUCCGCCACAGGGUGCCCGUCACGCUGCGAGUGCAAUGUUCAGGAGCGCGCUGUCAUGUGCCACCGCAAGAAGCUGAUGUCCGUUCCGGAGGGGAUCCCACUGGAAACAAGACUCCUGGACCUCAGCAAGAAUCGUAUCAAAACCAUCAACCCGGAUGAGUUCUCCACCUUCCCGCACCUGGAAGAAUUAGAGCUCAAUGAAAACACCAUCUCGGCCAUUGAGCCCGGUGCUUUUAACAAUCUCUACGGCCUGCGGACUCUGGGACUUCGCAGCAAUAAGCUUAAGCUUAUUCAGCUGGGGGUGUUUACAGGGCUCAGUAACCUAACAAAGCUGGAUAUCAGUGAAAAUAAGAUCGUAAUUCUGCUGGACUACAUGUUUCAGGACCUGUAUAACCUGCGUUCUCUUGAGGUGGGGGAUAAUGACUUGGUCUUCAUAUCCCACCGGGCGUUUCAUGGCCUCAGCAGCUUGGAGCAGCUUACGCUAGAAAAGUGCAACCUGACCUCUGUCCCGACCGAGGCCUUCACGCACCUUCACAGCUUGGUCACGCUGCGUUUACGUAACCUCAACAUCAACAGUAUCAGAGACUACAGUUUUAAACGGCUCUACCGCCUCAAAGUGUUGGAGAUUGCCAACUGGCCCUACUUGGAUACCAUGACCACCAACUGCUUGUAUGGAUUGAACCUAACAUCCCUAACGAUUACUAAUGCGAACCUGACUACGAUUCCCUACUUGGCUUUGCGGCAUCUGGUUUACCUUCGGUUCCUCAACAUGUCAUACAAUCCCAUCCAGAUAAUUGAAGGGAACCGGCUUCAUGACCUACUCAGGCUGCAGGAGUUUCACCUUGUGGGUGGCCGGCUGAUGAUGAUAGAGCCCUAUUCCUUCAGAGGAUUGAACUACUUAAAAAUACUCAAUGUCUCCAGCAACGCCCUGACCACCCUAGAGGAAUCAGUAUUUCAUUCAGUGGGCAACCUGGAGACCCUCGCAUUGUACGAUAACCCGCUGGCUUGCGACUGCCGCCUGCUCUGGGUUUUCCGGCGCCGUUGGAGGCUCAACUUUAACCGCCAACAGCCCACUUGCUCCUCCCCCGAGUUUGUUCAGGGUAAAGAGUUUAAAGACUUCCCAGAUGUCCUUCAGCCCAAUUAUUUCACUUGUCGUAAAUCAAGGAUCCGAGACCGCAAGCCGCAACAUAAGUUUGUCGACGAAGGCACCACCAUUCACUUCGUGUGCCAAGCAGAUGGAGACCCGACACCCGUCAUCCUUUGGAUGUCCCCACAGAAACAGUUCAUCACCACCAAAACGAUAGGACGACUCACCGUUUUCCCAGACGGAACUCUGGAAGUGCGUUACGCUCAGAUUCAGGACAACGGUACGUACGUGUGCAUUGCCAGUAAUGCAGGUGGAAACGACACAGCUUUGGCCCACCUGCACGUCCACAGUUACUCCCCAGAUUGGCCCAGUCAACCCAACAAAACCUUGGCGUUUAUCUCCAACCAGCCCGUUGAUAACGGAGCCAAUGGAACGAAAGCAACCGUCCCCUUCCCAUUUGAUAUAAAGACGCUAAUCAUUGCCACCACAAUGGGUUUCAUCUCCUUCCUGGGUGUAGUUCUGUUCUGCCUGGUUCUGCUUUUUCUGUGGAGCAGAGGUAAAGGUAACAGCAAACACAACAUUGAGAUCGAGUACGUCCCGCGCAAGUCGGACGCUGGGAUGAGCAGCAGCGGCGCGGAUGCCCCUCGAAAAUUUAACAUGAAAAUGAUAUAACCAAGCCAGGGAACUCAAAAGACCCUUUUAACAACAAACUCAUAAAGACAGAAAUGAGAUUCCCCGCCUGAACAACCUCUGGCUCUGAAGAGCUCCCCAAAGAGAAGUCGUGUUUUUCUCUCUCUUAACUCUAAAGACGGAUGUGAGACGCAGGGGUCUGCGCUUUUGUUCAAUAUUGAACACCAGAGAUGAGGGAAAUUCUUCUCCUGCGCACUCCUCUUUGAUGGCCGCUUAAAUUCAGCCUCCGGGGACCAAUAUCUCCGAGAGGGGAUAUGUUUUAAAACACUGAAGUUCCUGUGGAUUUUUAUGGGCAAAAAUAUAAUAAAGGAACCUCCGAAAUGUUUUUGUGUCAACCUCCAGAUUGCAAAGGCAGAGCAUCCUUCUCUCUGUUCUCCGGUUGCCUGCAUCCUCAUUGUUUGUUUGUUUGUUAUUCGUUUGACUCAUUUCUUUCUUGUUUUAUACUAAAAUUAUUAGUUUUAUGACAGAGUAACAGAGUAGAGAAAUCAGGGGUGAAAUGCACAUUAACAAAACUAACAAUUUGUCCAGAUCUAUCUUCGGUUGUGUCAAAAAACAGAUUGCAGAAAGUAAUAGAUUUGUUUGAUGAUUCCAGUCAUAUAGUUCCAGUUCUUGUUUCGUUGUACUCUUUCACUCCAUGUUUCACUUGCAUUUGUUGGCUCAAGUCAAGAAAAAUGUAUUAGAGGAUCAUGAAAGCAUCUGUUCUCUGUUGUGACAACUGGAUGAACAGGUACAGGUUGUUAAUUGUUGAAUUAACGACAAGGCAAGUGUAUGCAGCGGUAAUUGUGAUUUGGUUUUUGCGUCUUGCUUUGAUUUUUAUCGAACCUCACAGCCUACAGCAAGCAUUUAUGUUGUGCCUGGUCAGGUUUGAACCCAUAUACCGGCAACCCAUUGCCAAGUUCUUAUAUAACACAUCAAUUCUUCAGUUAAAGCUUCAGAUCUGAAAACCCAAGAGGAACAUUGAAGAUGUGUAGCGGAGCUUGAGAGUGUGAAUUUCUGACAAACUCCAUCAUUUCACAGAAAGAUGAGGGUGUUAAUGUGUUUGACAGCCCUUGGUGACCCCCAGCAGCGGCCAAUGCUGGAUCUCACACCUGUCUCGCUGUUUUAGAUCUUACACCUGUCUCCUGGCCUCACAUCUUCCUUAUGGAUCUCAUACCUGUCUCAUGGUCUCAGAUCUGUCAGCUGGGUCUUACAGUAAAUGUGUCUUAGAUGUCUUUAUGUUGGUGUCCAAAGAAACAGUCUCAGUCUCAUUGUCACAUUACUUCAAAGUUCUCCAAAACCUAAGGAGGCAAAUGGUGCUUAUUUAUGAUGAUGAUGAUGAUGAUGAUAUCUAGCACACACAGGGGGAAUUCACUUAGAACGAAUGAGCGUUUUUCAUGUGCACAUGCUAUCUUGCGUGCUUUGCAUAGCAUUGUCUAUUAUUUCAGGUUUCUGAAUGGUCGCGUACACACUGUGAGGUUUCGGGAGUUACAACUGCAUUUAAAAAUGAAUUCAUGUCUUGUGUGUGUACACUAGUUCAUUGUUAAGUAUGUUUUUACUAUAAAUGUGGUUGUCACUAUAAAUUAACGAAUAAAAUCAAGCAGUUUUAAGAGGAGUGGCAACUGUAUUCACCUGCAGUGUGUAUGUGGCUGACAUAAUCUUUUUUAAAUGUAAAUUAAAGCAACACUAUGUAGUUUCCAUGUAAAAAUGAUUUACAGCUCCCCCAUGUGGUUGAAAAGCGCAACAGUGCCUGGUAUCAGACACUCUUCUGCAGGCAGGGGGAGGGGCGGGGCUGUGUGCUCUACCCUCCACCGCCACUUUCAGAGUGUGCUUGUAGCAGCUAGGAGGCUGCUCAGGUUGCAGCAACAGUACAGUUUGUCCAGGUAAAAGUUGUUCUAUUACUGAAAUAAUUUUAGAGACAUUAUUUAAAGGUAAAAAAACUACACAGUGUUGCUUUAAAUGCUUUUUUGAUUUAGUCAUGUGAUUAAAGUUGGUCACACUGCUUGCAAAGAGUGUCAAUAACGCAAUGUUAGUUGCUCCAGGCUAAAUACAUUCUCUAAAUUAAAAUCUAUUAAUAUAGAUUUAACAUAAAAACUGAUGUUUGCAAUGAUAAGAAUGUACUUUAAUAAAUAUGCAUGGGCAACGAUACCAAGUAGAGGCUAGUCAAACAAGUUUACGAAUGAGCCACACGCUAAAAUGCCGUAUGCAAAACGCCGCAUCUGUUCAGUGAAUUCACCCUGCGGUGUCCAGCUGUGCAUUUUGUGUGCGGUUAAUCCGGCCCUAUGAAUGGCAGGUGAUUUCAUUUUGCACUGGUUUGAUGGGUUUCACCGUACUAAGCGGUUUUUACUGCUUUAGACUGAGAACUGUACAGAUGGGUUCACCCUUAGCGAUCCACUUUCAAGUUAAUCUGACACACACGCUCACUCCUGAAUCUCUCUGAUCCUCUGCCUCUGUGCUCGACCUGCUGUUUCCAUCCUAUUAUAAAUCUUUAUCUGACCUUUGCCCUUUCCAACAUUCAGCCCAGGAUGAUAAUGUGCAUUAAUGUGGUCCAUAAUAUUCUUUUAUACUGAGAAAAAAAUAUCUUAAAAGGUGAAAAAAUCUAGUAUGAAAAAUGUUUAAAUUGUUCUGUGCAAUAAAGGUAAUAUGCAUUUUCAUUUAUUUUCCUUUUUUAAUUAACAAAAUUUUAUUGAUGUUGAAUUGUUAAAAAUAUGGUAUGUUGUAUUAAACAAUCUAU
Molecule: messenger RNA, 5060 nt
Organism: Paramisgurnus dabryanus
Lineage: Eukaryota; Metazoa; Chordata; Actinopteri; Cypriniformes; Cobitidae
Gene: lingo1a
Product: leucine rich repeat and Ig domain containing 1a
Molecular function (GO): protein binding
Source: RefSeq, a predicted model, not a curated record